Molecule: messenger RNA, 1854 nt
Organism: Salvelinus namaycush (lake trout)
Lineage: Eukaryota; Metazoa; Chordata; Actinopteri; Salmoniformes; Salmonidae
Product: transmembrane protein 108-like
Exons: 5
Coding region: 1-1854 (617 amino acids)
Biological process (GO): postsynaptic density organization; dendrite extension; retrograde axonal transport
Cellular component (GO): early endosome; postsynaptic density; endosome membrane
Source: RefSeq, a predicted model, not a curated record
AUGGUCGACAGCUUCCAGGAGUUUGCCACUGUGCAGGUGCUCAGCAGGAAGAACCAUGAGCACUGUGGAGGAGGAGCCGGACCACAUGAUACCAUGAAGAGAAGCCUGCAGGUCCUGCGCCGCCAGCUGCUGAGUGUCCUAGUGAUCCUGGCUGUGCCAGUGGGCCUGGUGUCUUCUACCCAGGAGCUGUACCCCAGCCGGACCCCCCAGGACCCUGUCUCCAUGGCAGCACCCCACAGCAGCCCCCCUAACCCGCUCUCGGCCCUGGCCCCCCCAGACUGGCAGCAGGAGGGCUCCAGCAGCGGGGACUCUUGGUCCCCACAGGGAGGGGCAAUGCCCACGGGCAUCAUCCAGCCCACCGCAUCCCACAGCUCUUGGGGCUGGCAUCUAAACCACAACACCAGCCUGGGACACAUUGUCACACCACCCAGUAGAGACAGCCUCAUUCAAGCUGCAGCUACUGUCAGUCCUAACACUGUGAGCUCUGUGGGAGUUAACCAAGACCCUGGCCUUAGCUCUGCCAGCCCCAGCCCAGUCAAGCAGGCACACUCCCUCAGCUCUAGUGCGCUCAACCAAGGCCACAGCUCCAACUCUCUCAGUGCAGACCAGGGCCUCAUGCCCAACUCGUUCAGUGUAAAUAAAGCCCGUAGCCCAGAUACUGUCAGUGUUAACCAGGGCAACAGCCCUCCUAGCCCUACCAACUCUGGUGGCCCGCAUAGUGAGGUGGCUCCAGACUCUGGGUCUGCCCUGGCUCCUCCUGUGCCCAGCCCACUCACAGAGAGAGGGCAUACUCUUGACCCGGAGCUUGGUGGUCUCCCGUCCCCCACACACACGCAUGCCCCCCUGGUGGGGAAUGACGAGGAGGCCACAGACCCCAGUCAGCAGGACUUCACCACUGAGCUGCAGCCUUCCUCCCUCUCCUCCUCCUCCUCUUCCUCAGUGGAUGCUGCUCUAGAUCAGACCCUCAGGGAGCAUGUUGAAGCCACGCCCGAGCUGUCCCGACCCCACGCCAUCACCCUACGGGGGGUGCACCCCAUGGUCAACGAAAGGCCCACCAGGGAGCUCAAAACAGAGGGGCCUGCCUCUCCAAAAGAGAGCCCACCAGACAAGCCCCCCUCCCCGGCCCCCACCUCUCCAUCUCCCCCCUCCCUGACCCAUGCCAGUCUGGCCCCAAAGUCCAGCCCUGUCUCCACCAAUGGUACCAUAACCAAUGACACCACAGCCCAGGAGACUGGCAGCGGCGGGGGCCCCCCUCUCCCCCCUCAGGGUACAACAACAGACGAUGCCCCCCUUGGCCCACAAAGCCCACUUGGCAAUGGCACUUUUCAUAACGGCAGUGUGGAGGGCAGCCCUAGCAAGAACCCCUCCUCCCAGUGGAACAGCUCGUCCCCUACGGAGCCGCCCUCCACGGCCAGUGGGAACUUUCUGAACCGCCUGGUUCCCGCCACCACCAGGGACCCCUGGGGUCCAGGCAACGGCUCUGGCCCCGCUAUGGACUCGCCGCUGUCCCGCGCCACCAUCUGCCUGAGCAAGAUGGACAUCAUGUGGAUCGUGUUGGCUAUCAGUGUGCCUGUGACCUCAUGCUCUGUCCUGCUGACUGUGUGCUGUAUGAGGAGGAAGAAGAAGUCUUCAAGCCAGGAGAACAACCUGAGCUACUGGAACAAUGCCAUCACCAUGGACUACUUCAACAGGCACGCGGUGGAGCUGCCUCGUGAGAUCACGUCCCUAGACAACGCUGAGCAGGAGACGUGCCUACCUCCUAAUGGAGACUACAGCGACAGCGGGGUGGUGCUGGUUAACCCUUUCUGCCAGGAGACCCUGUUCAUCAACAGAGAGAAGGCCUGUGACAUCUAG